Molecule: messenger RNA, 2335 nt
Organism: Nerophis ophidion (straightnose pipefish)
Lineage: Eukaryota; Metazoa; Chordata; Actinopteri; Syngnathiformes; Syngnathidae
Product: tetraspanin-18B-like
Exons: 11
Coding region: 658-1362 (234 amino acids)
Cellular component (GO): membrane
Source: RefSeq, a predicted model, not a curated record
UUGUUAAGUAAGGAUUAGAGUGUCGAAUGUUUGAAAUGUUUGGUCAUAAUUACACAUGGUAUUUACUCAGGUAUCACUCCGCCAGAAAGUAGAGACCUGCGUAUGUGUUUCGUGUUUCCAAAACAGCGAGUGUUUGUCGGUGGCUGUCUCUCUCUCACUCUCGCUGCCAGCAACAACUCUCUUUUCCUUCCCGACUGCUGCCUUCAACAGAGCGACAAACACUCUCAGCUGUGUCAUCCACGCACCUGUCACUGAUCUCGAAGCCGGUUCUGCCACACCCCGCUUUGCUGCAGGUGUACCUAAUGAAGUGUCCGGUCCUCCGAUGGGGGGCGGUACCCUGAUGUGGAAGCCCCGCCCCCGGGAGCAGCUCGGGGCUGCUGUGAGAUCCUCAGUCUACUGACGACACACACACACACACACGCUCUACUGAGUCUACUCCGCACUAAACAGUCCACUCCUCCCGUCUCCAAGCCUGGAUUUUUAAAGGUCUACGUUGUCAAACCCCGCGUCCACCACCGCCUUAACUCCACAGACGAGCUGCUGACCAAGAGCGGCAAACUUCAAAGCUUUCGGCUCCGAGCCCGUGAGACCACACCUGUGCUAACAAACCCCAGAGAAGGCGUCAACUUCACCUGAACAAAGCUCCAGGAGACAGACAUGGGUCAGGGAGAGGCAUCCGCACGAGGGACAACCAUGACGGGCGACUGUCUAAACUGCAUCAAGUACCUCAUGUUACUCUUCAACUCCAUCAUGGCUGUGGUGGGUGUUCUCUUUCUCGCCGCCAGCGUGUGGGUCUUAUUGGACACUUCAGGACUCAAACAUGUCAUCAUGAUCAACCCCCUGCUGAACCCCACCAUCUAUGGCUUCCUGAUCUUGGGGGGCGUGCUCUUCCUUCUGGGCAUCGUGGGAUGCACCGGGGCCGCCCGUGAAAACAAGUUUUUGCUCAUGGUUUCCUUCUCAAUCGUCCUCUUGAUUUUUGUGUUGGAGCUGAUCUGUGCCAUCUUGCUCUACAAAAACCUCGGGAAACUCUACAAGGACUAUUUUGCAAAAGAACUUAAAGAAAACUAUGGAGAGAAUUUGCUAUUUAGCAACGAGUGGGAUGACAUCAUGCGUGACUUCAAAUGCUGUGGAGUGACCCAGUACAAAGACUUUAAGGAGGAGGUGUGGCCACCAGUCUGCUGCCCGAACAAAAUUAAUAAGAAUUGCACAGACGAGGAGAUCUUCCAAAAGGGUUGUUACGAUGUACUCUUCCACCGCUACGACAAAUACAUCUAUUCAAUUGCAGGCUUCUCCGUGAUUAUACUGUGCACUGAGAUCUUCGCCAUGUUCCUGUCUCUGAUGCUCUACCAGUCCCUGCAGUAGAGGUUUGAGUUUGAGGCUCAGAAGAGCAGAAAAGGGAACUCUGGUGAAAAGCUGAUAAUGGACACGUGUAAUUUAAGGAUCGUAUUUAAAUAAUUGGUCGGGGGAAAGAAAACAUUCUUCAACUCUUGUACUUCACAGCUGGACUUUUGAGGUAACAAAGUACUCAGCCGCCCACACAAGGUGGGAGCUGCUACAGAUUGUGUGUCUUUAGUGGAAACAUGACGUUUGUGGACCAGGUCUGGCACAGACCGGGGUCGAGUAGACCGGACACGAGGACCAGAAGGCACUGACUUUUGGACGAAGACUAUUUAUUGUUGGCUGUUUCCCUUUCUCUUGAAUAUUGUAUAUUGUCACAUUCUCACAUGCGGUCUUUGUCUUCAUGUUCAUGCAGUCUUUGUCUUCAUGUUCAUGCAGUCUUUGUCUUCAUGUUCAUGCAGUCUUUGUCUUCAUGUUCAUGCAGUCUUUGUCUUCAUGUUCAUGCAGUCUUUGUCUUCAUGUUCAUGCAGUCUUGGUCUUCAUGUUCAUGCAGUCUUCAUGUUCAUGCAGUCUUUGUCUUCAUGUUCAUGCAGUCUUCAUGUUCAUGCAGUCUCUGUCUUCAUGUUCAUGCAGUCUUUGUCUUCAUGUUCAUGCAGUCUCUGUCUUCAUGUUCAUGCAGUCUUUGUCUUCAUGUUCAUGCGGUCUCUGUCUUCAUGUUCAUGCGGUCUUUGUCUUCAUGUUCAUGCGGUCUUUGUCUUCAUGUUCAUGCGGUCUCUGUCUUCAUGUUCAUGCGGUCUCUGUCUUCAUGUCACCUUGACAGCCGCCCACAGACCAGCCGCAGCUUGAAAGGCCACUCAGUUGUAUUUUGUAUUUGUUGUAUUUUUGCUAUGGUGACGUUCACUGCAGUACGCGUAUCGUGACUUGGUGGGAUUUUAGCUGUUGAAAUGUUUUUGUGUAUGCAUUUGUAUCAGAUCUUGUAAAUAAAUGGUAUUCGGAA